Molecule: messenger RNA, 1242 nt
Organism: Marchantia polymorpha subsp. ruderalis
Lineage: Eukaryota; Viridiplantae; Streptophyta; Marchantiopsida; Marchantiales; Marchantiaceae
Source: the annotation of a GenBank genome assembly
UUGUCGGUGCUGCCUCUGUCUGCAGGUUUUGAAGCCAUUUCAUAGUCCUCUGUUUCUCCGUGUCAACAGAUUUGUACCGUGGUUGCUGUCGAAGUCGUAAUUGUAUGAGAAUGCUUUUUUAGGUGAACCAAUCUGCCGAUCGUUCGCAUGAACAUUCAACUUGCGUCAAGGAGCUGCAUUUGAUAGUCUUCUGUUUCUCCGUGUCAACAGAUUUGUACCGUGGUUGUUGUUGAAGUCGUACUUGUAUGGGAAUGCUUUUUCAGGUGAACGAAUUUGCCGAGCGUUCGCAUGAACAUGCAACUUGCUUCAAUGAGCUGCUGAUCGUUAAUGGAAGGGUGAAUGUGAUGACAGAUUAGUGGCUGCGUUAUUCAGCCGUUACUUAUGCUGUCUGGACCCCAUUUUCAUGAAGCCGUUCGGAGUGUACUGCACGCGUUGUUCCUCGUCUCGUGAUUUCGAUUCGUUAAUGAGCGGCUCGGUCACACUGUCAUAGCUUUAGAUUUCUGCACUCGGCGUCUCAGGUUGCGGCGUGAAAAUUGAACGGGUCAGUCGGUGAGUCUUGCUGGACUGUCGAGUACAGUUCUGGAUGUACUGUAGAGAUGAGAAUCCGGAAGUGAUGGAAAGUGGUGGAGUUUCCAAGAUUGAUGACAAUUCAGGUAUCAAGCUUUGUUCUGAAUUGAUUGAUCUUGUUAACAGUAAGAGAGCUCAACAGGGAUCGCCAUCUCGACGAUUACCGCUGGUAUUUCUUGAGGAACGUUAAGCGAAAGGAUCGGAAAGUUCCUGGCAGUAAUAGACAGUUGUGCUGGGAACGACUUUAGCCUGUACAUGGAAUUGCGAAAGGUACGAGUGGUGGGGCGAUUGACAGGACGGCUACUGGUGACCCAAAACGGCCUUGUCCCGCAUGCAUGUAUGUAGAUCGAUGAGCUGUCUUGACAACUAGAAGAUAAACACAAAUAUGCAUGCUUGCCGUGCAGCUCGUGAUUGUGGAGUUAUGUUCUGAGGGAUUUUAGACUCAGGAAAGUGGAAAGCCUGAAGUAGGGUCGUGCUUGGAACUGACACGAUCACUGUAUUCAUGGAGUUAAAACAUAUGUGAGAUGCAGAGUUUACAGUACGAGUAUUUGGGAGAAGGCAGAUUCCAACGAAAGAAGCUUCAUUAAUUAGCAUCUUGCAAGUGUAGUAAUGUAGCAUGAGCACAAUAAACGAAGACCUUCGACGGACACGGUUCUCUCCAACCUUUGUCUCUGU